AUUUGCUCAGCAUCAUGGUAGGCCGGCGGGGCCCCAGCGUGAAGUCGCCCUUUGGUCCGAAAGAGCAUGGCCAGUGUAUGUUGAGCAAGAGCAGUCGACGGAGCAAAUUCCGCGUGUGAGAUCUGGUACUGUAAGGCAUGCAUGCUGGGCAUUCACAUUCACGAUUCGCAAUUCUGUACAAGCGUGGCGAGCGUGGCAAGCGACGUGGGCAAGGGUUGGAGGAUCUGAAUGCCGAGCCUCGAGAAGAAGGUGCCUUCCCACGCCAUUCGCGUGAAAUGGCAAGAGCAAGAGGUCACCUCGCGUCCCUGGCACAACGAGGGCGCGUGACCCGGCUCACGCGACUCGUGAAGAUGAUUGCCGGUGAAGAGGCAAGGGUAAACAGCUUGCCUCUGACUGGUGCGUGGCGCUUCACACCUUAUGACAGUCAAGAGUGCUCCUCUUCCGUGUCGAGCCUGCCGUCUGCCGACUGCGGGCUAGAAGAGCAGUAGCCCCU
Molecule: messenger RNA, 493 nt
Organism: Ceraceosorus bombacis
Lineage: Eukaryota; Fungi; Basidiomycota; Exobasidiomycetes; Ceraceosorales; Ceraceosoraceae
Source: the annotation of a GenBank genome assembly